This is a messenger RNA of Amaranthus tricolor (Joseph's coat), 651 nucleotides long. RefSeq lists its product as uncharacterized. The transcript has 2 exons. Lineage: Eukaryota; Viridiplantae; Streptophyta; Magnoliopsida; Caryophyllales; Amaranthaceae. The record is from RefSeq and is a predicted model, not a curated record. The coding region runs from base 1 to 651 and encodes 216 amino acids.
AUGAUUUACAAGAGAUCUAAACAAGUGUAUGAGGGGAUAAUGGACGAAAAGAUGGCUGAACUGAAAGAGAGGAGUGAACAGUUUCAUCGAGAUCUUGACAGAAGGGUUAGAACAGUGGAGACUGUGGGUCGGGAUGGAUUUGGCGUUCCAGAAUCUAGUGGGGCAAGAGCAAAUAUUGUUGAGGAAGUGGUUCCCGUAGUAGACCCAAACCCAGUGUUACUAAUAAACUUCGAUGAGUUGGAUUUCAAUGAGGACCCGGAGGAGGACCCCGAUGAGGACCCAGAAGAAGAAUCUGAGGAGAAUUUUGAGGAAAAUUCCGAUGAGGAACAGGGGGAAAUUAUGGAGGAAGAUUCCUUAGGAGUGGUAGAAGAACCUUAUGAGGAUAACUUGGGAGAUGGUUAUAAUGCUGAUGUGGAGAGGGGAAUAGCUGAUAGAGAUGAUAUUAUGAGCGAUACUGAUAGCGAAAUAGUUAUUCUAGGGGGUUGGCCGGUGAGGCGAGAAGAUCUUAUGAGUGAGGAGGAAAGUGAAAUAAUUAUGAACCCUUCUGAUUCUGAUAGCACGUCUAGCGAUGACUCUGGUGAUGCUGAUUUUGACCCUGAUCGAUACAUAGAAGAUCAGGAUCGUUUGGAUGCGUCGCCUUUAUUUGCCUGA